This is a messenger RNA of Eurypyga helias (sunbittern), 194 nucleotides long. RefSeq names its product small integral membrane protein 13 (gene SMIM13). NCBI's taxonomy places the organism in Eukaryota, Metazoa, Chordata, Aves, Eurypygiformes, Eurypygidae. The transcript has a single exon. The record is from RefSeq and is a predicted model, not a curated record. The annotation marks the transcript as partial.
GUUGGUACAUGGUCUGGCAACUGUUUUUGUCUAAAUUCAAAUUCUUGAGAGAAUUGAUAGGUGAUACGGGGUCCCAGCAGGGAGACAACGAGCUUUCAGAGACCAAAGCUGAACAGGAGACUCCACCCUCGCCUCAGACAGAUAGAAAGACAUCUGCUCGACAGCGAAGGGCACAUGCAGAAGACACAGCAUAA